AGCGCUGCAGUUCAGCAUGGACCUCAUGACGAUGUGCACUGUUGUUGCGUCUCUGAGGGUGCAUCCCGUCAGGUCCCAGUUCUUCCAGUACGAGUCGUUCUCUCUGGUCUGUGAGCAGCAGGGAAGCCCAGCCGAGGACUGGAGGGUUAAAAGGAGCACGGCCUUCCACCAAGAGGAAGAUUGUCCUCCGCCCCCGAGCAGAGGACAUGGACCUAACUGCUCGAUCGAUGAUCUUUAUUUUUCAGACUCUGGAGUUUACUGGUGCGAGUCUGCAGCAGGACGAUGCAGCAACACCAUCAACAUCACGGUGACCCGGGGUUCGGUGAUUCUGGAGGGUCCUGUCCACCCUGUGGAUGAGGGGGAAGCUGUGACUCUGCGCUGCAGGACGAGAGCUCCAUCCUCCAACCUCACCUACUUCUAUAAAGACGAUCUUCUCGUCGGGAACAGCACCAGCGGAAACCUGACCAUCCGUAGGGUUUCUCCAUCUGACGAGGGGCUGUAUAAGUGCAGCGUCGCCGGACUCGGACCUUCACCGAGCAGCUGGCUGGCCGUCAGAGUAGGUCGCCCAGAGACGCAUCCGUCUGUCCUCCCGCACGCCCUGCUUCCUGUGGUGGGCGUCUGCCUCGUGCUGCCGCUGCUGCUCUGGCUGUGGAGGAGACGCAAAGGUGAAGUGAAAUCUGCAGUUUCCUACACGGAUGUGAGCAUCAUACCGCCGGUGAACCCUCAGAGGAUCCGAGGGGAGAAACCCCCAAACGAUGAAAUGGACCGGCCCUGCAUCUUCUACUCAACACUCAGACUGGAUAUCAGCUGACGACAGCGGGACCAGUGUGCCUUGGGGGCGGUGCCUGAAGCGGCGCGCGUCCAAUCACUGGCCAGGCGCUGGUGACGUCACGCAGCCCGCGGAACGAAAAGCGUUUUGCCCAUGGAUCUAAUAACUGGAUAGUAGACAGGAAAAUGUCUACUAAUGUCUACAAAAUUAAUUUCCAUGUAAAUUGCUCACCUAGCGCAUAAGCCGAAAAAAGUUCCUGACUUCCGGGUUUACUUCCACGUUAACGGGCCCAUAGAGCAUGUGCAGUUGAGUCACCUCCCAUGAUGCUCUGGGGUCUCCCAUCAUGGCCCGGGGCAAUGACACGAGUAUUAAUAUAAUAUGUAUUAAUAUAAUAUAUGAAUUAAUGUAUAUUAUUACAUGUAUAGUAUUACAUAUAUUAUUAAUGCAUUAAUAUAAUAUAAUGACAUAAUAUAUAUUAAUAUAAAACAUCCGUGGAGUGCACGGACACGGCCGUGACGUCACGCCCAGAAAGAGACUUUUCUUUGACUUUUCUGGCCGUUAUAAAACAUUUUUGACGGAUAUAAAGUCCAUGACUUAAAAAUAUAGAAUACAAAGAUUAGUAAUAGCCGGUGAUUACAGCUGGAGGUUCCUGUGAACAGUUUUAGAGGACGAUCUUUUACUAUUGCGGUCUAUGGGAAAAAAGCUUUCUGGGUCCCAUGGGAUUUUUUGUUGCAGUACCGCGGCUGGACACUGGGGGAAAUCGGCGCGCCUUCUGAGUGCCAGACCGGGGGGCUGGUUUGGCCUCUCUUCAAACUCUCUCUUCCUCUUACCGAGCCGAACUGAGCCUCAUGGUGGAGCCGAGCCGAAACAAAGCUCUCCCACACCGGAAAACCCCGGCAGAAACCUGAUCACCCCGGCAGAACCCACAGCCCAGAUCCGGAGACCGGGAGGCGUGAGGUUUAUGUGUCUUUGGCGAUCAGUUUAAUCUAGAGCGGUUCAGAGCUAAAUUUGUGUUUAAUGAAGUUACUGUUCGCAUAUAACUGUGUAACGCCGGCAACUACCGGCAUUAAUAUGGUUUGUUUAUUUUGUGGCGCCAUUUUCCGCCAGUUAUUCACGUUUUAAACGCCGUGUUUUGUCAUCCCGUCUGACUGCAUGUGGCGUGGCCAGGGCGCCGCCAUCUUUAAAUACUACAGGGCGUCACCAUCUUUAAAUGUUUUGGCCGGCCACGUGCAGCCACGUUGUUUUGAAACAUAGAUGAUCGUUUUGUAUCACGUGUUUAUUGUUUUGAUUUCUUUUUCCAUUCAUGCAGUUUCAUUUUUAUUCUUAUAGUUUUUUUGAUAAUUAGUGUUUUAUGUUUUAACGUAGAGCGCCAUCAGGAUUUAUUCAACGGUGCCCCUUUUACCAUCCGCUUGACACUUGGAUGUGAAUAAAUUCUGAUUUUAAUGAGACGUUGUUUGUGAUGUUUUACACAGUUACUGGGCACAAUAGCUGUUUGACAGAGCUAGUGCUGAACUGUAAUGCCUUCAACAGUUAUUCUGUAGUGAUAAUAGUAAAAUAUACUACUCUGCAGAAUAAUAUCUAUUUCUGAGACUGAUUUCUGCUGUAAAAGUUAUCAUUUUUCCUGGAAACCCAGGUGGUGCCCUGAGGAUUAAAUCAUUUUGAUAAUUCAAUUUGAUAAAUAGUCUACUUUAUUAAUUAUUAAUAAUUGUUGAAUAAAAUUAUGAAUAACUCUUGAUAAUUGGAACAGCACCUGCUACUUGUUACACUCGUGAAGAGAAAUAAUGGUUUAACAUCUGCAACUUUUCUCUCCGUGUUUCACUUCAGCCAGUUUGGGAGUUUAUUUUUUAAAGAUUACUUUCAAACUAACUUAUCUGAAAUAAAAAAAGGUUUCUUACAAAACAAA
Cololabis saira (Pacific saury) is the source of this 2672-nucleotide messenger RNA. Its product is annotated as low affinity immunoglobulin gamma Fc region receptor II-b-like. Lineage: Eukaryota; Metazoa; Chordata; Actinopteri; Beloniformes; Belonidae. The transcript has 6 exons. The coding region runs from base 17 to 811 and encodes 264 amino acids. Gene Ontology annotation, molecular function: transmembrane signaling receptor activity. The record is from RefSeq and is a predicted model, not a curated record. Gene Ontology annotation, biological process: cell surface receptor signaling pathway.